Messenger RNA from Oncorhynchus tshawytscha (Chinook salmon), 3780 nucleotides. Its product is annotated as insulin receptor substrate 2-B. The record is from RefSeq and is a predicted model, not a curated record. Gene Ontology annotation, molecular function: insulin receptor binding; phosphatidylinositol 3-kinase binding. Gene Ontology annotation, biological process: insulin receptor signaling pathway. Gene Ontology annotation, cellular component: cytosol; plasma membrane. NCBI's taxonomy places the organism in Eukaryota, Metazoa, Chordata, Actinopteri, Salmoniformes, Salmonidae.
AUGGGGUCUAGGUCCACAGCACGGUUUAGACACCUCGGUCGGGGAACCCCUUCCCCGUUAUUGAAUAUCGGUGGCGUCGGGGCCAGCGGAGCUCGUUUCCAUCAGCACUUGCCGCCCUCCAGCCACCAUCACUACCCCCAGAGCUCGCUGCCCAAAGGACAACAACACCCGCUGUCGCACCACUACCAGGCGGCGACGGAGCAUCAUCUCUCUGUUGAAAACAUCACGGAGUCCCCGGUAAGGAAAGCCUCGUCAUCGUCUUUGAACCUGGUACAGCAGGACCCCGCUGCUAGCCACCACGCACUCGCUGCGUCGGUAAACGCGGCGUCGGCCGCGAUACAACUAGCCGCGAAUGCUAAUGUUAGCGUGGCUACCUCAGAAGGUGUAGUGGACGACAUUCAGAAGUGUGGCUAUCUGCGGAAACAGAAACACGGCCACAAGAGGUUUUUCGUGCUGAGGGCGGCCAGCCACCUAGGCCUCAGUCGGUUGGAGUACUAUGACAGCGAGAAAAAAUUCCGUAACAGUCUGCGGUCUGCUGCUGCGGCAGCUGCAAACGGUACGGUCGCCCCUUCUCCCCCGAAAAGGGUGAUCUAUCUGUAUCAGUGCUUCACUGUCAACAAACGAGCAGAUUCCAAAAACAAACACCUCAUAGCCCUCUACACUAAGGAUGAAUACUUUGCUAUUGUAGCUGAAAACGAGCAGGAACAAGAUGACUGGUAUGUAGCGCUGAGUGAACUGAUGAGUGAGGGGAAAAAGGGGCAUCUAGACUCGGACGAGUUGGAUGAUGGCUACGGUACCGUCACACCAGGUACGGUUUUCAAAGAGGUGUGGCAGGUGAACGUGAAACCCAAAGGGCUGGGUCAGACCAAGAACCUCACAGGUGUGUAUCGUUUAUGCCUCUCUACUAAAACUAUCCACCUGGUCAAACUAAACUCUGAGACGCCAUGUGUCAACCUUCAGCUGAUGAACAUCAGACGCUGUGGACACUCAGAAAGCUUCUUCUUCAUGGAGGUGGGUCGGUCAUCCUCUAUAGGCCCUGAGAUAUGGAUGCAGGUAGAUGACUCUGUAGUGGCUCAGAACAUGCAUGAGACCAUCCUGGAGACCAUGAAGGCUCUGAAGGCCUUUGCUGAGAUCCGCCCCAGGAGCAAGAGCCAAUCUUCUGGCUCCAACCCCAUCGCUUUUAUCACCACCCGCCGUCACCUAGGUAACCUGCCUCCGAGCCAGACAGGUCUCCAGCGCCGCUCCAGGACUGAGUCGGUGGUUGGGACGCCGCCGUCGAGUAAGAGCUCUGGCGCCAGCGGCUAUCGCUUCCGAACAUCGAGCGAGGGUGAGGGGACGAUGAACCGGCCAUUCCGAUCCGUUACCGGCAGCCUGAUCCACCUGAACACUGCCCGGAUACACCUGGGGCGCCAGGAGGGCGGGGUAGGGGCAGGGAAUACCGGGAGCACCGGGGUUGUAGGGCGCUACGCCAGGGCACUACCAGGGUCCACCUACCACGCCCGCUCCGCCUCGCUCCCAGUCUCCCACUUUCCCUCCACCACCUCCCCUGUCAGCGUGUCCAGCAGCAGCGGGCAUGGCUCCGUCUCCGAUACCCUUACCCGGCCCUCCUCAGCGUCCAUCUGUGGUUCCCCCUCCGACGGAGGCUUCAACUCCUCAGACGAGUACGGCUCCAGCCCUGGGGACUUCCGCUACUUCAGGGUCCGGAGCAACACUCCUGAUUCCCUUGGCAACACCCCACCAAUCAGAGAAGAGAACUGCAUGAGCGACUACAUGGCCAUGGGCUGGCACCGUGAGGUGUUUGAGCCGCCAGCGGUGGAGGGAGUAGCUCUGGCAGUGCGGAGACGCCCAACCGGGACGAGCACGUCGACGGAUGACGACAGGUCCCUGAGGAGACGUACCCACUCGUUCACGCGGCCCGGGGUCAGGGGGUGUUGCCGGCGGCAGCAGUGGUGUGACGGUGUACCAGAAGAUGACCCAGACCACCUUCUCGCUGGACGAGUCGGUGUCCCUCCUGCUCCGAGCACAGCCAGGGCCGACCCCUCCUUUUCGGCCAAGGAGGACAGCGGCUACAUGCCCAUGUUGUGUGGGGUGGCAGCCUCACCCUGUGACGCACCGGACUACAUGCCUAUGCAACCCAGCUCCCCCUCUCUUCACCACCACCAUCCCCAGCACUCCCACUCUCCCCAGGCCCCCCGCUCAGCCCAACAGCACACAGACCCCCGUGGCUACAUGAUGAUGCUACCAGGGGGGCGGAACUCCUCUUCCCCAGUCCAGGCCUCCCCCAGCUCCCACAGCAGUAGCAGUAGCAUGGGUCUGGGUGGAGGUAGUGUCAGUAGUUCUGGAAGUAUAGUGGAGCGGCCCGAGAAUGGAGAGUACAUGGACAUGUCGUACAGCAGUAGCGGAGGAGGUGGAGGGGACGCGGCAGGGGGACGGAAGUUCUCCAACGAGGGGGGAUACUACGCACUGAGCAACCCUGAAGGGAGAGACCCCAAAUCAUACAACUACAGCCCCUACUUCUCCCUGCCUCGCUCCUACAAGGCCCCCGCUGUUGCUACCGGCAAUGUCGGCGAGAGGGGCGUGACGACGAGGGGUGUUGGUAGUGGGGGGUCUGACACCCCUCACGUCCUCCCUCACGGCUACCCGCCCCCUCCCUACGGGGUGCACCACCAAGCGGCUAACGGUGACCGUCGGACGACCCCGGUCCGGCCCAACCGCCUCCCCCUAGGGCGCCGCAGCUUCCACGGGUCACUGAGGGUCAGCGAGCCGGACGCCGCCGAGGUACUCUCCAGCCCUGGAGAGUACAUCAACAUCGAGUUUGGGGGCCGCUACGGACCCCCAACGGCCUGCCCCCCUCUGCCCAGGAUGGCUCACCCUCGGUGGGCUCUGCUGAGCAGCGCCACUCCCCCUCCCCACCCCUAUCCUCAGAACCAGGACUAUAUGAGUGUAGAGGUGGGGGUUGGAGGGCGACGCCGACACAGCUCUGAAACGUUUUCCUCAUCCUCCACCUCCGGAGGAGUCGGAGCCACAAGCUCCAGCACCAACCCCAACCCCUCCUUGGGCUCAGCCAACCCAUCGGCCCUCAACGUAGCUCAUCUGGCCGAGAGCUCCAAGUGGACCGGCUCUGGCUCCUUUGACAGUGUGUGGAUGUGUGUUGAGGGGGUAGGGGGGGACUCGGCUGGUCUCCCUGCCCGUCCAGGGCCUUCUGAUCUGGGCAUUGCCUCUUCUGUGUGUCCUCCUGGGGGUCGGAUGUGCAGGAACAUGUCUGUGGGGUAUCAGAACGGACUCAACUACAUCGCCCUGGAGCUGAGAGAGGACCGGGACUCUAACCCUCUACCCGUACCCCAGCAGCAGCAGGGAGGCACCGGGCAUGGUACCGGGGUGACCCCCAACGCCCCCCAAGCCAGUAACCUGACUGUGCCAGUAGCAGAGGACAACGGAGCCUAUGGCAGUAUAGACUUCAUCAAGUCAGACAGGAUGACUGCCACGUCCAAGGGUAGGGUUCAGGGAGAAACAGAUGUGAUAGAAAGAGGAAAGCGAGAAGGACUGAUGGAGGAAGCUGAGAAGGGAGCAUCACAGACUCCCUCUACCGUGGCCUUCAACACCCCCACACCACACUUUGAUCUUCAACCUCUCAACCUCAAGGACUCCAGCCCACGAGGUCACGCCCCCUCUGAACAACAACCGCAACAUCACCAAGACGACAGAAAACGAAGACUGAAUGCGCCACAUUUGUGUUUAAUAAUUUCAUUUUUUGCAAACUUUUUUAUUUUUGAUACCUAA